Dendronephthya gigantea is the source of this 1086-nucleotide messenger RNA. RefSeq lists its product as uncharacterized. The transcript has a single exon. Lineage: Eukaryota; Metazoa; Cnidaria; Anthozoa; Malacalcyonacea; Nephtheidae. The record is from RefSeq and is a predicted model, not a curated record. The coding region runs from base 1 to 1086 and encodes 361 amino acids.
AUGGAGGUUGAACCACACACUUCACUUGAGGUAAAUAACACUGAAAAAAGUGAAGUCACUGCAAGGUUAUGGAAAAGAUAUUGUUGUAUCCCACAAUGCGAAAGCAACAAUCGGAGAAACCCUGAACUGUCUUUUCAUAAGAUUCCAAAAAAUCCUGAUUUAAAGAAAAAGUGGGUAAGACUUUUGAAAAGAAAAGGUGUAAGAGAUCCUAGUUCCACCCAUAGGGUGUGUUCAAUGCAUUUUGUGGGAGGGAAGAAGACAUAUACCAACAACAUUCCAACAAUUUUUGCAUCAACAAGUAAACCAAGAAAAAGGCCCACUGUAAGAGUAACAGUUGACAAUAAUAAUUAUUCACAAUGUUCAUCAAGUGAAACAAGUAAAGAAAUAAGAGAUGAUGCAGUCACUAGUGAGAUUAAUUCUACAGUUGUUGAGAUUGAGGAUCCAAUAAAUAAAAUUAAGAAGGAAAUGGCUAUACUUGAGGAUGAGAAACAGCAGCUACAAAAACAGCAUGAAGAAGAUAUCAAAAAAGUACAAUUAAGUGCCUUCCGAUUAGAAAGAUUCAUAGGCAGUGACAACGAUUUUAGAUUUUAUACUGGAUUUCCCAACUAUUCAAGUUUUAAAGCUUUUUACGGGUACCUUUCUCCGGCCUGUGAACACCUUGUGUAUCAUGGUUCCAACACUGCUCCUAUAACUUCGGCAUCACAAACAAAAUGCGGUAAACAAAGAUCAAUGUCUCCUGAACAGGAAUUAUUCCUUGUGCUCACAAGAUUACGUUUGGGCUUACUUUUACAAGAUAUUGCUCACAGAUUUAAUAUCUCGACAAGCAGUGUUUCUCGUAUUUUUAAAACCUGGAUUCCCUUUAUGCAUCAACGCCUUCGCACCCUCCCAAUUUGCCCCAGCCGUAAAUUUAUUCAAGAUAACAUGCCUUCCUGCUUUAAGCACGUCUAUCCUAACACAAGAGUUAUUAUUGAUUGUACUGAGUUUUUCAUUGAAACACCAAUUUUUCUUCUCUUAACUACUGCACCGAAAUUUGAUGAUGUGAGCCUCUUACUGCGCUCCUCAAACCAUUUCUCACUGGAAGAUUGA